UAUCACUAACUUUUCAGAUGUGUUAAUGAAUGUGGAACAAAAGCAGUUGUGUUUAAAAGGAGCAAAGGACCAUCAAAAUAACCGUUAUCAUAGUAGCAGGCGUGAACUCUAAAUGAAUUAUUCCAAAUUGUGGUGUCAAAAAUUAUCUACUUUAACUAGAGACUAGCCUCUAGAAAACCUAUUGUUGAACUGCUGUGAAGCUAUCGUUUUAGCUAUAAAUUACUGUUCUUAAAAUUUUAUAAACCUUGGUUGCAAAUUUUAAUCUUUUUGACCAAGUUAAAACAAUCUGAACAAAAUCUUACCCCAUCUAAAAAUGACAGUAUUUCGUUGACUUUGAGCAAGCUCUUCAAAAUAAGGCCGUGUGAAAGGGGUAAAGUUUUAACCUUUUUGUUAUUCACAUGUAAAAAAAAGUUAUUUUAAAUAAUUGAGUCACUUCCUAGGUGAAAGUUUUUCAAGUGCCCCAGGCAUCAUGUGAAGCACAGUAGUAUUUACAAUCUGUUUUGGUACCAAAAUCUCUUGCUUCAGUAAUUCACCAGUAGGUUUUCACUCAUCAAUGAUGCUGUCAUUUUAAGGCUAAAAUAAAACACCUUCAUUUCCCAGGGCUUAUUCUCAUUCUACUUAGAGGAAACAUUCUUACGAGUUUUUUUCCCCAAGGAGAUUCUAAGGGAAAAAAUUGUAACAUCUAUAUUUUGUUAUUAUAGAUGGUUACCCUUCUUUUUCUUAGAUUUUUUUUAAAGUUUUGAGUAGAUAGGCAUAGUUGAUUAGCAAGGUGGAUGUUUCUGUUGCUUAGGGGGUGUAUUGUGUUAAAUGAAGACAGAAUGAAUUUAAAUGUACCCAGUUUGGCCACACAUAGCACAGACUACAUAGAACUUGGAGAUAUGGGACCUUUGGAGGCAUUAAAGUUAACAUUUCAUUUAGGCAAUGUGCCUUUGUUUCACUGGUGUGUAAGUCAUUCUUCCAGGUUUGUACACUCUUAAACACGUUAUUCUACCCUCUCUAACUCCUCCCAGCAGCAAAAGGGAGACACUGCAGCUGGAACAAAAUAGUGGAAGAAAUGGCGUCUGGGGUUCAGUGGGGAUUCGCAGUGUGAGAUACUACUCGUCAGCGAAUCAAAUUCAGUGAUGACAGAGUGUGCAAGAGUCACCUUCUCAACUGUUGCCCCCAUGAUGUCCUGUCUGGAACUAGAAUGGAUCUUGGCGAAUGUCUGAAAGUCCAUGACCUGGCUUUACGAGCAGAUUAUGAAAUUGCAUCAAAAGAACAAGAUUUUUUCUUUGAACUUGAUGCUAUGGAUCAUCUGCAGUCAUUCAUUGCAGACUGUGAUCGAAGAACAGAAGUGGCUAAGAAAAGAUUGGCAGAAACUCAAGAAGAGAUUAGUGCUGAAGUUGCAGCAAAGGCAGAACGUGUUCAUGAAUUAAAUGAAGAAAUUGGUAAAUUGUUGGCUAAGGUGGAACAACUAGGAGCUGAAGGGAACGUGGAGGAAUCCCAGAAAGUAAUGGAUGAAGUAGAGAAAGCCCGGGCAAAGAAAAGAGAAGCAGAGGAAGUUUAUCGGAAUUCUAUGCCAGCUUCCAGUUUCCAACAGCAGAAACUUCGAGUCUGUGAAGUCUGCUCUGCCUAUUUAGGUCUUCAUGACAAUGAUAGACGACUGGCCGAUCACUUUGGGGGUAAACUACACCUGGGAUUUAUUGAAAUAAGAGAGAAGCUUGAAGAAUUAAAGAGAGUUGUAGCUGAGAAGCAAGAGAAAAGAAACCAGGAACGCCUGAAAAGAAGAGAAGAAAGGGAGAGAGAAGAAAGGGAGAAGCUGAGGAGGUCUCGAUCCCAUAGCAAGAAUCCCAAAAGAUCCCGGUCCAGAGAGCAUCGCAGACAUCGAUCUCGUUCCAUGUCACGGGAACGGAAAAGGAGAACUCGAUCCAAAUCCCGGGAGAAACGCCAUCGCCACAGAUCCCGCUCCAGCAGUCGUAGUCGCAGCCGCAGCCACCAGAGAAGUGGGCACAGUUCUAGAGACAGGAGCAGAGAGCGAUCCAGGAGGAGAUCCUCAAAAGAAAGAUUCAGAGACCAAGACUUAGCGUCACGUGACAGAGACAGGAAUUCAAGAGACAGAUCACCUCGUGACAGAGAUCGAAAAGAUAAGAAGCGGUCCUAUGAGAGCGCUAAUGGCAGAUCAGAAGACAGGAGGAGCUCUGAAGAGCGCGAAGCAGGGGAGAUAUAAUUAGCUGUGUACAUGUCCUCAAUCCUUAAGCUUCCUCUGGAGUUGCGUACUAUCGUUUAGUUUACAGCUGUUCCAGGGUGACACAGUGAGCAGUUCCAGACACCAGUCCAGCUAGGCUAGGUGCACAGUAUCCAACUUGACCUGAACUUUUCUUUGACGAAGCCUAAAACUACAUCCAUACUUUCUGGUGAACCUAUAAUAUACUUCCGAAAGUACAGUUUUAUAUAAGAAGACACCGGUGUCUUUAUCCUUUCUAGUAGGAGUGAUAGUGAAUGAAUUGUGUUACUUGCGCCUUGGUAUUUUUUGAACAUUUGUAAAGUGCUGUCUUCCUUUCUAGUCCAAACAACAGCGACUUUGGGAAUUUUUUUUAAUCUUUCUUUCUCUGACUCUGUAUCCCCUGAUACCUCUACCCUCUAAUUAUAAGAGAAGGGGGUGCAGGGAAGCAAUAUAACUUUUGUUUCUGAGGUUCUAGUCCCAUUAUUAAUGACUAGCUGAUUACAGUUCAAAAUAUUUCUAUUGCAUUGUGUGCUGGAGAAAUUUAAAAUACUGGGAGUUUUGUUUGUCUAAUGGUGCCUAUUUUAGAGUUGGAAGUUGAACAGCUGUUGCAUUACAUCGCUUUUUUAUGGAAAAUCUGAAAUCAGAAAUGUCUUGAUUUCUCUGUUCUAUUGAAUUGCUACUACAUUCAGGAUGUUCUGAGAAGGGGGGUGGCGGGGCAGGGACUCUUUCAUAAAAGCACUUCUUGUUGUGUGUGUGGAGUAUAAAGACUACACCCUUAUUGUAAAAAAUAAAAUGAAAGACUCAGCACCACCAUCAUUAAACUGUAACUUGUCUAGUAAGUUGUCACUAGAGCUAUUUGCUGUGGCCAUUUCUAUUCUGUUAUAUCAUUAAAUAGUGCCUUACUGUGCAAGGCACCAAAGGAAAUAAAUAUAUACUUACAAAGA
Messenger RNA from Phacochoerus africanus (Common warthog), 3147 nucleotides. RefSeq names its product LUC7 like 2, pre-mRNA splicing factor (gene LUC7L2). The coding region runs from base 1187 to 2206 and encodes 339 amino acids. The transcript is spliced from 10 exons. Gene Ontology annotation, biological process: mRNA splice site recognition. NCBI's taxonomy places the organism in Eukaryota, Metazoa, Chordata, Mammalia, Artiodactyla, Suidae. Gene Ontology annotation, molecular function: mRNA binding. The record is from RefSeq and is a predicted model, not a curated record. Gene Ontology annotation, cellular component: U1 snRNP; U2-type prespliceosome.